AUGAACCUGACAGAGUUUAAUCAGACUGAUCGCUGUGAACAUUCCUUUUGUUCAGGAAGAUCUGUCUCUCUUGUACUUUAUAUCUUACUGUAUGUGUGUUCAGCUGCUGUGGUUCUGCUAACAGUGUGUGGAAAUCUGCUUGUCAUUGUGUCCAUUUUUCACUUCAAGCAGCUUCACACACCAACAAACACACUUGUGCUCUCUCUGGCUGUGUCAGAUUUCUUUAUUGGUGCUUUUGUAAUGACUCCGAUGUUCACUUGGUCAAUUGAGACAUGCUGGAUAUUUGGGAGAAUUUUUUGCAUUGCUUUUUGGUUAAUUGAUGGUCUUCUCAUAACAAUAUCCAUCUAUAAUAUUGCUCUGAUUGCAAUAGAUCGGUAUUUGGCUCUCUCAAACCCAUCUCUCUAUACAAACACAAUUUCUAGAAGGACUAUGUGCAUUGUUAUUUAUUUUAACUUUCUUGUGUGUUUGAUGUAUAACACAGUAUUUUAUUAUUUUAAUGGAAUCUUUACAAAUUCUGUGAUGUGUCUUGGAGAGUGUUUCAUCUUUUGGAAUGAUGUUUAUUCUGUAAUUGAUCUUAUAUAUUCAUUUGUUUUUCCGCUUUCUGUCAUAAUCAUAUUAUAUACUCAAGUUUUUGUGAUUGCUAAGAAACAUGCCACUGCUAUCAGAGAGCUUAAUAAUCACACACGGCCUAAAACACAGAAAAUCACAUCACACUCGAUGAAAUCUGAGAGAAAAGCAGCGAAAGUCCUCGGCAUUUUAGUGUCUGUGUUUCUGGUGUGUUUACUCCCAUAUUUUAUCUACAGUUUAUUAGGAGAUGUUAUUGAACUACAGGCAGACACUAGUCAUACAUUGUUAAUUAUGCUGUACCUUAAUUCAACCAUUAAUCCAUUUAUUUAUGCUAUGUUUUACCCAUGGUUUAGAAAGUGCAUUAAAUUAAUUAUAACUUUGCAAAUAUUCAAAACAGACUCUGCAUUAAUAAAUGUUCUUUCAUAA
Messenger RNA from Clarias gariepinus (North African catfish), 993 nucleotides. Its product is annotated as trace amine-associated receptor 13c-like. The record is from RefSeq and is a predicted model, not a curated record. Lineage: Eukaryota; Metazoa; Chordata; Actinopteri; Siluriformes; Clariidae. Gene Ontology annotation, cellular component: membrane. Bases 1 to 993 code for a protein of 330 amino acids. Gene Ontology annotation, biological process: G protein-coupled receptor signaling pathway. The transcript has a single exon. Gene Ontology annotation, molecular function: trace-amine receptor activity.